Electrophorus electricus (electric eel) is the source of this 2115-nucleotide messenger RNA. RefSeq names its product inactive all-trans-retinol 13,14-reductase. Gene Ontology annotation, molecular function: oxidoreductase activity. NCBI's taxonomy places the organism in Eukaryota, Metazoa, Chordata, Actinopteri, Gymnotiformes, Gymnotidae. The record is from RefSeq and is a predicted model, not a curated record.
AUGUGGUUGGUAGUGUUCUUGGUGUGCCUCCUGGUUUGGGCAGGGGGUACAUAUUGGUACCUGUUUGGCAAACCAAGUCCUUUCUCAUUGGAGUCAGUCAGACUUCCAGGAUCAUUAGAGCUUGACCAGAAGAUGAGAUACAAAGUUCUGAAGCAAGGCUUCAGCAGAGAGCGUGUGCCUGAGAAUCUGGAUGUGAUCGUGAUUGGCAGUGGGAUUGGUGGGAUGACAGCAGCUGCUACACUGGCCAAGCUGGGAAAGAGAGUACUUGUGCUGGAGCAGCAUGACCAGGCUGGAGGCUGCUGUCACACCUACGUAGAGAAAGGUUUUGAGUUUGAUGUCGGACUUCAUUAUAUUGGUCAGCUGCAUGAAAACAGCCUGUUUAAGAUUGUUUUGGACCAGAUCACUGAGGGGCAGCUGGAGUUUGUGAAGCUGGACAAGCACUUUGACACUAUCGUGAUUGGUACUGGAGAUGAACAUAGAAAAUACACCAUCUACACUGGAAAAACUGAAAUGGAGGAACAUCUGAAGAAACAGUUCCCUGAUGAUGUCAAAGCUGUAAAAGAGUUCUUCAAGAUCAUGAAGAUAUCAGCCAGGAAGACCCACUAUUUGGCUACAAUGAAGUUAAUUCCCCAGUGGGUGGCGCUGCUGCUGUUGAAGAGCGGCAUUGCUGACCUCUGCUCUCCCAUCUUCCGCCUUGUAGGCUCUAGUGCCACUACAGUGGCUAACAGUCUGACCACCAACAAGGACCUCCAAACUAUCUUCUCCUACUUCUUCUAUGGUGUUCCCCCCAAAGAGUCCAGCUGUGCAAUCAAUGCUUUGCUGCUGCACCAUUAUAAGCGUGGAGCAUACUACCCAAAAGGGGGCGCCAGUGAGAUCCCAUUCCAUAUCACUAAAGUAAUCCAGAAAUUUGGUGGGCAGGUGCUGGUCCGUGCUCCAGUAAAUCGUAUCCUGGUUGACAGCAAGGGAGUUGCAUAUGGUGUCACUGUGCAAAAGGAACAAGGGGAUGUCGAGGUGCGGGCGCCUGUUAUCAUCUCCAACUGUGGAAUAUUCAAUACCUUCCACAAACUUUUGCCUCCAGAGAUAUGUGCCAAACCUGCAAUUCAGAAGCGGCUGAGUAUGGUGAAGCCUGCACGAGGAUCUUUUUUAGUGUUCUCUGGUUUUGAGGCCACACAAGAAGAACUGGGCAUCAAUUCCACCAACCUCUGGCUCUAUAAGUCCAAUGAUAUGGAUGGCAUAAUGGACGAGUUCUUCAGUAUGGGUAAGGAUGAGGCUCCUGAUAACAUCCCUAUGAUGUUCAUCACCUUCCCCUCUACCAAAGACCCCACUUCAAAGAUUCGUCACCCAGGUAAAUCUUGCAUGACCAUUCUGACAAUGGUCCGUUAUGAAUGGUUUGAGGAAUGGAAGGACACCACUGUGAAAAAAAGAGGGGAUGACUACUUAGAAUACAAGAUGAGAUUUGCCAAACAUCUCUUUGAUUGGGCCUGUACUUAUUUCCCUAAACUGAGAGACAAGUUGGUAUUUCAGGACAUAGCCACUCCACUAACUAACACACACUACCUGGGGGCUUACCUUGGAGCCAUGUACUCAGCUGAGCACAACUUGGAGCGCUUCCAGGCUGAAGCCAUUGCUAGGAAUCGAUGUGAUACUCCUGUCAAAAAUCUCUUCAUUUCAGGCCAGGAUGUGUUCAGCUGCGGUAUCGCAGGUGCAGUACAUGGCGGGCUCCUUUGUGCAUCAACGGUGCUUGGACACAUCGUUUACAUUGACCUCUUGCUAAUUAAAAAGAAGCUGAAGAGGAAGAAGGCCAGAGAAAUGUUUCAAAGUGCCAAGAAAAUGCAGUGAGAUUACAUCACACCGCCCCACCUUAUCACAGCAAGAACAACGUUCCACCACACAUGCAGCUUUCCCACAUCAAAGCACAUCUCACUGCUAUAUGUAAUUAACUGCUAAUCAGUCUAAUCUGAUAUAAAAUAUAAUAUUUAGCUAUUCAAAAUCCACCUCAGAAAGAUUCUCUACACCUGCUCUUAUGAAAGAAUUUUGUUUAAUAAAUUCAUUGGUAUUGAAAUCUAUGUAAAGUUAUGUGUCUAUGCCCAACAUGAUCUUCGAAGUGACUUCACA